Cyphomyrmex costatus is the source of this 2333-nucleotide messenger RNA. Its product is annotated as probable cytosolic oligopeptidase A. Gene Ontology annotation, biological process: proteolysis. The transcript is spliced from 11 exons. The record is from RefSeq and is a predicted model, not a curated record. NCBI's taxonomy places the organism in Eukaryota, Metazoa, Arthropoda, Insecta, Hymenoptera, Formicidae. The coding region runs from base 50 to 2233 and encodes 727 amino acids. Gene Ontology annotation, molecular function: metalloendopeptidase activity.
GCAAUGAGUUUUUCACGUUAUUUAGAAAGGAAUUGUCUUCUCACAUAAAAUGGCAGUAUCCUUUUUGGGUAAAAGAAUCGCUUUAACGCGACGGAAUUUCUUGAAAAUUCCGAAGCGACAUGGAUAUAUAGUCCUACUUCCAGAAAUAGGUGAAGAAUCAUCCGAGAAAAAUCCUUUAUUAAAGGAUGACAAUUUGCCAGAGUUUAAUACAUUUACAAUUGAAAAAUGUAUAGCAGCUAUUAGGAAACAAACUGUAGAUUUUGAAGAAAACAUGAAUAGUCUGGAAAAAAAAGUCUCAAUAAAAGGUUUAGAUAUAUUUAAUGAUUGGUUACAUCUAAUCGAGGAUGCAUAUCUUCCUCUUGAGACUACUUGGGGUAUAGCAAAGACUUUAUAUUUUGGCAAUCAAAGUUUAAUGCCGACGAAAUGCUACAUGGAUAUUCAUGAACGUGCUACAAGAGCCAUAGCUAGCAAAUUUGGCAGUGCGCCACUCUUUAGGGCAUGCAAGGAAACAUUGGAGAAUAAGGACAUUAAAUUAACACAUUCGCAAAGGAGAGUGCUUAGCAAGUAUGUGCUGGAAGGAACUUUGAAUGGCCUGCAUCUGCAAGAUAAAGAAUUGGAGAAAUAUUCAUCCAUUUCAAGUUAUAUUAUGUUGAAAAUCAAGGAAUACAAACCAAAAUAUGAGAGUUCCACAGCUGUGUAUAAUAUGAUAAUACAUAACAAAUAUGUCGUGGAGGAUUUUCCGGAAGAUUAUCUCAGAUCCAUUGCAACUGAUCCUAGUAAACCAUAUAUGGGUCCUUGGAAAAUCACUCUAAAGCCAUAUAUCUUGCAACCGUUUAUGGAAUAUUGUCCUGAUCGUGAAUUGAGGAAAGCGAUCUGGGAUGCUGAUGUCACCCGAUGCUCUAAUUAUCAGGAAAGAUCCGUUCAGGCUAGCGGAACGUUGGAAGAACUCCGAUCAGGUAGAAUUGAACAGGCGCAACGAUUGGGAUUUAAGAAUUACGCAGAGAUGAGCAUGGAGACAAAAAUGGCAGGCAGUCUGGAGAAUCUGUUCAAUACGCUAGAAGUUCUUCGGAAUACUGCAUUGCCCGUUCAGGAACAGGAAAUCGCAAGUUUAACCGAAUUUGCAAAGGAAAGAGAUUUCAAUGACAUUAUCAGGGUAUGGGAUAUUGCAUAUUGGAGUAAAAAACAACGUCGUGACAUGUAUACUAAUGAUGAAAACAAGUGGAAGGAGUAUUUUCCGCUACCGACUGUAUUGUCAGGUCUCUUCAAACACAUCGAGACGCUCUUCAAUGUGAAAAUCGUCGAAAGCAAAAAAGCGGAUAUUUGGCAUAAAGAUGUCCGGUUCUUCGACAUAUUCGAUUUGAAUGGAUCCAAUGCCGCACCCAUCGCAAAUUUCUAUCUAGAUCCCUACGCCAGAGGAACGGAGAAGUUCCGAAAGGAACAGGAUUCGGGAUGGGUGUCCACAAUUAAAAGCAAGAGCAAAGUGAACAAUAGCACUCCACUGAUCGCCAUGAUCUUCAAUUUUCCGCCACCGAUAGGCGAUAAACCCUCUCUUCUUUCCUUCAGGGAUAUACAAGUUCUUUUCCAGAAGUUUGGACACGCUUUGCAACAUUUGCUAACUACGAUCGAGUACUCUGACAUUGCUGGAUUAUCAUUUGUGGAAUGGGACGCAGUAUUCAUUUGUGAUUUCUUCAUGGAAAACUGGUUGUAUGAAUCAUUUAUGUUGCAAAACAUCUCCGGACAUUACAAAACGAAGGAACCAUUACCUGCAGAGGCUAUCGACAGCAUUAAAAGAAUGAGGUCGCAUUUGGCUGGCUAUAAGCUUUGUAAAGAACUUUACUUAUCACAUUUGGAUCUGGAGCUGCAUUCCAGUGAAACAUUUUGGGUGCCUAUGAUGAAACGUUUAUGGCCGAAAUAUUUCGUGUUGCCUCUCGAAAAAAGGGACGUUCAUGUUUGCAAUUUCGAUCUUAUAUGGAGCGGCAAUUGGGCAGCUGCAUAUUUCAGCAAAAUUUGGUCCGAGAUGAUAGCUGCCGAUUUGUACACAGCUUUUCAAGAGGUCAACUUCGAUGAAUCGCAACAGAAGGAAUUAGGCAUGAGGUUCCGUAACACAUUUUUAUCUUUAGGCGGUAGUUAUCCUGCUGCCGAGGUUUUUAGGAAAUUUAGAGGAAGAGAUCCAAGCCCAAAGGCAUUAUUAGACAAUCUUGGUUUAACGCAUACAACGAAAGAAACCAAAUGAUGCGAUUAUGAUUAGAUAUAGUACUACUCUUCAAGAGUAUGCAAAAAUAAUUAUCAAUUCUGUAUAGUACUGUUACUUCGAUCCAUAAAUAAUAUAGAUU